Penicillium olsonii is the source of this 4497-nucleotide messenger RNA. NCBI's taxonomy places the organism in Eukaryota, Fungi, Ascomycota, Eurotiomycetes, Eurotiales, Aspergillaceae. The record is from the annotation of a GenBank genome assembly.
AUGCCUACACCACUUCCAUCGAGUUUCGCUUCGGCCGCCGCCGGUAACACCCAGGACCCCAGUCGGAGGGGGGAUGGUUCGACCAGCGGAGAAUGGUCUCGAAACCGCAUGAACGGAGCUACGCAGACCUUCCGUCGCCCUUCCGUCGCGACCAACGCCACCCACCAGCGGGAUAGUAGCCAGCCUGCAUCUGCUUCGACACCCGUUGGCGGCGCGUACAUCCCCCCACACAUGAGCUCAAAUACUUCUAGCAUUGCACGGAAUGGAGACUCCCGGUACUCCAAGGAUGAGCUUCUAGAGCUGUAUAAAUCACAGCGUGACGUGGGAUCCUUGAGUAGAAACGUGGAGGAAUACUUCGUGGCAGACUGGGAUCCCCACACAGUUUCAGCUCCCGCAAACGGUGCGUGGGGGAAGCGGGAUGACCACAAGAAUGGCUCCGCGGGGCCCGAGGUGUGUUGGGACCACGGUGGUCAAGUGGAACCUCUCGGGCUGACGGGCAUGACGGAGGACGAGCGGGAGAUGUUCGCCGCCUCGGUCAAUUCCCCUCUGAAGCCGCCUCCUACCAACGCCGCGAAGGAAAAUGUUAUUCCCGGAACAGGUGGUCGCAAAUCUUCUAUCUCCUACCCCCAGGGCCAUAUCAAUAACUACAAUACCUCCUCUCCUACCGCUGGGCGUCCUGGUGUCCGCCGUAGGGAGACGGGCGAAUCGAUUGGGAACCCCAUGUCCCCCACCGGCUCGAACUCCCGAUUCUUCCGCGACGAGGCCAACACUUCUACCCCUCCACCAGCCUUGUUACGCCGUAAGACCGAUUUCCGAGAACCCAACCCAAAGCUCGAUGAGAAGGUCAAGGAAGGAAGGGAGGAUCCUUCCUCUCCGUUUGGUUCCCUGAAGCGAAGCUCUACCAAUCCCCUGAACACAGGUGUGAGUGGACCGAGCUCCCCUUGGGGAUCGGCCUCGCACAACGCCAAUUUCUCGCCGAUGGGCGCGUUCGGAGCGUUUUCUCUCGGCUCGAACGCCAAUACCCCGACCACCGAAAAGAAGCCGGGCUAUGGAAGCCUUCGGGGUGAAAGCAGGUUUAAGGGGCUGUUGUCCAAGGACAGCACCGAGGACAUGGCCGGCUCCGCCAAGGAAAAACCUUUGAGUAACCUUGAACGGCUAGCUGAAAACGAACAUGAUGCGCGGUCUCAGUCACCCUGGGGAGAAGCAGUCAAGACGCGUCUCAACCGGAGUGAAACCAACCCCUUCGAUGAGCCCCGCAGCGGAAGUGCUGCCCUUGGCGGAUCCCAGGACGUCGAAGGUCCUCCUCAAUCUGAUCUCGGCUUUGGCGCAUUUGGAAUGACCUCCAGCAUUCCCGGCUUCCGUGAGCUGAUGCAAAGCCAGGAGAAUUCCAGGAACCCAACUCCCAGUCUUCUCCAGGGCCAUGAACCGACCAGCCCCACCAACACUAAUCCAUACCAAAGCCCGCAUGGUGAUCGCCAUGGUGACCGGGCGGAGGCAGAGGAUGUUGAUACCGAUGGAUCGGAUAUCCAGCAGGCUCAGCAUCCCGGUCUUAGUGGACUUCGGGACCCUACCAACCCAUUCGGCUCGAUGAGACGGGCCGGCUCGGGAAUGGAUCUUCCUUCCGUUGACCGCAGCCAAAACUCUAGUGUCAAUGCUAACCGUACCUUCUCUGGACUCGGCGGCCUGGGUGGGCUUUCUUCCCUUGGUGGUCCAUCGGCUUGGUCAUCUGGCGCUGCCGUCGGUACCCCCACUCGCGAGCGAUCUGCUUUCGCUGGUGGAUUUGGUGAUCCAAUCUUCGGCUCAAUGGGCGAUCUCCAGUCUCCUAGCUUGUCUACCCUGGGUGGAGGCGGUCUCUUCAGCCCCCACGCUGGCAUUACCGGCACAGGAAGCAUUGGCCGAUCCAGCAAGCUGGGCGCUCUGUUCUCUUCGAUGCAAGACGAGCAAGGUCGCUCAGACUCCGUCGGACUGGAAGGAUUUGACCCCCAACAGGCCGAGAAGGCUGGUCAAGCAAGCCACCCUGGAUCGACACCUACUUCUCAAACCCCUGUCUCAGCGGUUGGUUCUAUGGCCAACCUAGCUGGCCACGACAUCCAGCCUACUGGAACCCCUGGUGGUUCUAUCCCUACCUCUCAGCAGCGUACCAUGGUCAUGCCCGAUAGGAUGCGUUGGAUCUACCGCGACCCCCAGGGUAACAUCCAAGGCCCGUGGACUGGACUUGAGAUGCACGAUUGGUUCAAGGCUGGCUUCUUCAGUCCGGAUCUGCAGAUCAAGAAGCUCGAGGACACCGAGUUUGAGCCUCUCGCUCAGUUAGUGCGACGCAUUGGGAACUCGCGCGAGCCAUUCCUUGUUCCGCAAAUUGGCCUCCCUCAUGGCCCAGAGCCUGCUGUCGCCCAGUGGACUCAAAACAGCAAUGCCGGCUCUGCACAGCCACCUUUCCCUGGCAGUUUCCCAAGCUUCGGCACUACGUUGACGGCCGAGCAGCAGAAUGCUCUUGAACGCCGUAAGCAGGAAGAGCAAUACCUGAUGGCCCGACAGAAGGAGCACUUGGCUCAGCAACAAGCUAUCAUGAAGCAGAUGGCGCCUCCUGGAGCUCCUUCUUCCUCUAUGAACCCCCCUCUUCAGCACCAGUCCAGUGCCCACAGCCUCCAAAGCCAGCCCAGCUUCGGAAGUAUCACUUCCCCUGUUGGUUACCAGCCAUCUCCCAUCCAGGCUCCUAUGCAACAGGGAUCCCAAACGGGUGCUGGCUUCUUUGAUGGUGCCACCCAGAGCCGACAAGGUGGAUUGUCAAACGUUGGACCAGGUAUGCUGGGAACUGACUUCGGUGGCCAAGACCAGCUUCCCGCUCUUUUGGACCGAUUGAAUGUCCGUCAGGAUCCCUUUGCCUUCGGAAAUGCCGGAUCUUUUGCCGGUCGCCAGGCCGAUAGCUUCUUGCAGUCUCAGCAAGUUACUCAGAUGCUCCAGGACCGUGCUCAGCUUCAGCAGGAGCAGGAGGACUUUGACAAAGCCCACGAGGAUGAUCCAUUCGACCAGCACGCCCGAGAAGAACGUCUGCGCCAAUUCCAUGCCCUUCGCGCCCAGGAAGGCGAGAUGGGCAUGCGCACCGCAGAGGGCCUACCCACACACCCUGCCGCUGCUUCCCAGCAGCACGAAGCUGAUGUCGCUGCCGAGAUGGAGGAGGCAGCUCACCAGCUCACUGACUCUGUCACUGGCUCCGAGCCACUCACCCUUUCUCAACAAGUUCACAAGGCCGCCUCCGCCCAGCGCCAACAGCAAGAACAGGAGCAGAGCCACGGCCCCCCUGAGUCCGUCUGGAAGGUUGAUCAUGCCAUGCCCCAGCCUUUCCCUCCCCCUCCCUCUGCCUCUCCUCUGCCCGCCCCCACUGCUCAGCGCAACCGCCAAAAUGUUGCUGAGUCUUUGGCUACUGGCUCGCGCUCUCAGACUCAGACUCCCGUCGAUGCAGCGCCUACCUCUGUUGCGCCCUGGGCAAAGGAAGCCAAUGACUUGCCGAAGGGUCCAUCUCUGAAGGAGAUUCAGGAAGCCGAGGCUCGCACUGCUGCUCAGCGUGAGGAAGUUGCUGCCGCUGCUCGCCGUGCACAGUUCCUCGCAGAGCAGGAGCGUCUGAGCCAGGCUCAAGCACAGGCUGCCCCUGGUCUUCCCUCAUCCGCAAACUGGGCCAGUGCUGGAUCUCCCGCCCCUGUCUCAACUGGAUCCCCCUGGGCCAAUAAGAGCGCACCCGCUCCCACCGGUGCUGCUGCCAAGAAGACACUUGCUCAAAUCCAGAAGGAAGAAGAGGCCCGCAAGAACCGUGCUGCUGCGGCUGCCGCCGCCGCCAUGGCAGCUACCCCCAGCCCUCCUGUUCCAUCUUCCACCGGCAAGCGCUAUGCUGACCUUGCCAGCAAGGGCCCUGCCCCUGCUGCCCCCGCCGGCCCGGCCUCUAGUGCCUGGACCACCGUCGGUGCCAGUGGCAAGGUCAAGGGCGCACCCACUGCCCCCUUGGGACCCCGCUCUUCCGGUGCCACAGCCCCUAUGUCACCUGUCAUUGCUAAGCCUCGUCCUACCAUCACUCCCCGCACCGUGACUAGCGGCAAUCUUCCCCAGUCCAACCCCAACCAGGCCGUUGAAGAGUUCACCAAGUGGGCGACUCUCAGCUUGAGUAAGGGGUUGAACACUGGCAUCAAUGUCGAUGACUUUGUCCAGCAGCUUCUCUUCCUCCCCGCCGAGGCGGAGAUUAUUUCCGACUCUGUCUAUGCCAACUCUCAGACCCUCGACGGCCGUCGCUUCGCUGAGGAGUUUAUCCGCCGCCGCAAGCUCGCCGAUAAGGGUAUUGUUGACCCAGUGUCUCCCAGUGCCUUCGGCGAGCAGAAGAGCGGCGGCGGCUGGAGUGAGGUUGCCAAGAAGGGCUCUGCUGCCACUGUUGUGGCUGCUGCUCAACGUGAAGAGGAGGCUGCCACCUCUGCGUUCAAGGUUGUCGCUCCCCGCAAGAAGGGCAAGCGCUAA